This is a messenger RNA of Macadamia integrifolia, 1274 nucleotides long. RefSeq lists its product as uncharacterized. NCBI's taxonomy places the organism in Eukaryota, Viridiplantae, Streptophyta, Magnoliopsida, Proteales, Proteaceae. The record is from RefSeq and is a predicted model, not a curated record. The transcript has a single exon. Bases 176 to 1135 code for a protein of 319 amino acids.
AGCGGUCCAGCCUUUCAGUUUUAUCAGUGGGCUGUACAUGUCGGCGUACGCGUCUGUGCCUCCUUAAGAAACGUUUUUUAAAGAAGGAAGAACUCCAAAAUCCAUAUCAUAUUAAUAUCAAACAACAACGUACAACCACAGAGAAGCUAGAAGCUAGAAGAAGAAGAAGAAAGAGAUGUGCAGGUCGACUGAGGAUCCUCGAUUCUAUCAGAGUAGCUGGAGGAGUAGGAGACGGGAUCGGCUCAAUAUCAGAGCCUUUUUUCUCAGAUUUUCCAUCAAUUCAUUUCCACCAGACAAGGCUCGAAAGGAAAAUUCGCUUCCCGGUUCCCUGACUCUCCACUAUCUCCCUCGCAUCAGCGGCAGCCCACUUGAUAUCAACGGUGUCCCUAUCCCUUCGGACUCCCCUGCAUUCGUCACACUUCACCGGGUCACCUCCUACUCUCCAUUCGGGGAUUCCACGAAAGAGGUCGUCUUCGCCAGCAGAGAACGAGUCCAAGGGAGCGAAGGAGUCCGAUUCGAAGUGUACUGGGGGGAGGAGAAGGUCCUCAAGGGUGUGUUCAGGAGGAAAGACUAUGACGACGACGAUUUCAUCAACUUCAUCGGGGAGUGGAAGGUGGACUGCAGAUGCGCCCUCGACAGCCACGUAGGCCUAGGCCUCCUCGAUGUUUCCCACGCAGAGGUGUGCAUCGAAAUCGAGGGUGAUGAUGAUCACAGAGUAAUGAGUGACAAGGUGGAGAUGACUGCUAGAAGGAACAAGACGAAGAAGAAGAAGAGCAGCGGGUUUAUUGGGCUAGAGGAGAUACCUGAACAGAGGGAGGUGGAAGACGAUAGCGACUCAGUACCCGACGGUGAUUCUUCCUCCUCCUCCUGCUGUUGUUGCGGCGGCGGCGGCGACGGCGGAGGCGGAGGCGGAGGCGUAGGCGUAGACUUAGAAUUUAAGGUGCGAUCGGAGAAAGGUGGAGGAGAUGGUGAGGUGAGUGGAGAUGAAGAAAAACGAGGGCUAGAACUGGAGAUUGAGGGAGUUAGAUGGGCCGUGGAUGUGGGGAUAUGGGUGAUGUGUUUGGGGGUAGGGUAUCUGCUUUCCAGAGCUUCUUCAAAUAGCCUUCGACGACGGAGACGUUCCUUCUUGUUUUAAGGAUCCGCGAUUCCCCGCACCUAUUGUUCACGAUUCAUGCCCGAGCCGCAUAUGGAACCUGAACCUGGGCUCCUUUCAUUUUCUAGAUAUCUUGUAUUGUAGAAUAGUACAAUGGAGUCCAUGGAUUUUUAGUUGUGAA